UAUUGAAGUCCAUCAAGGGUUGGAACACAAGCCUCUGCACAGAUUGCAGCUGUUAGUGAUAGAAAUUAUUUUUUGCAGGAGCUUGUCUAUUUCUUCUGUCUUCACUGCGAGUGUGUCUUUCUGUUUACAAUCGCUCUGUUUUUUUGGGAUUACUGUCUCGGCACCACGCAGGGAUUUUGCAGAAGAACAUGGUGAUCAAAGUUUACAUAGCAUCGUCCUCCGGAUCGACAUCGAUCAAGAAACAGCAGCAGGAUGUCAUGGGAUUCUUGGAGGCCAACAAGAUAAAGUUCGAUGAGUGUGAUAUCGCCAACAAUGAGAGUGACAGGAAAUGGAUGCGUGCGAACGUUCCAGAAGAUUCCAGACCCACUACAGGGAAUCCGCUGCCCCCACAGAUCUUUAAUGAGGAGCAAUACUGUGGGAACUACGAGGCCUUUUUUAAUGCCAGGGAAGACAACCUUGUCUACGCAUUCCUAGGCAUGACUGCUCCCCCGGGUUCAAAGGAGGCAGAGGCUGCUGCCAAAAAAGCACUGCAGUAGUCUGUCUCUCUAUCCAUCCCCCCACCUCUUCAUUUCCAUCCCAUCACCCACCCUGCUGUCUCUGGUACUGCAACUCAGCUUCCCUGGAGAACUUCUCCAGUCUACCCUUCAUCUAUGAACAGAUCCCGAAAAAUCACAUUGGUUCAUCUGUCCCAGUUCGGUCGACUUCUAUAUUCCUCCUUAAUGAGCUCUGUUGUCUCUGUCAUUAAACAUGAUUGCCUUCUGACGUUGUCCACAUGUGUUCUUGUUUGUCUGUAGUUGUGCAGAUAAUAGGACUAGUGGAUAGUAUCAUGUAGCUAUUAGCCAUUCAGUUUUCUGUUGUCCACCGUCCAUGAUUGUCAGAAUAACUGCCACUAACGAAUGUGUAUUUUGGUGAGUUUAUUCGGUCAGACAACAAUAUGUGGUCAGACUUCCAGUAAAAUCAUUUAUAUGUCCUGUUACCUGUGUCACAUUGUAAUACGGACACAAGUCCUAGUGCCUCUUCCACAACAGUGCACAAUCCACUGAAUAUUUGUAGCCUUUAAAGUUGUUAACCCUUUGCUUGUAAUUCCCCCAUGGCCUUUUAAUUAGAAGUCAAAGGGCUACUAUGACAACGAUAUGUAACAUUUUCCCCAGAUUGAUCAGUUCUUGCUUACAAUGGAGCCGAUUACAGUAGUCUUAAUUGUGCUUUUUGUAUGAAAAUGUUUGUGUAUAUCACUGUGUGUGUCUAUUUUGCUUCUGUUAUUUGUACUCUCUUUGUUAUAGUGCACAGUUUUCUACUUGAUGGGGAAAUAAAAGAAAUAAAGAAAGAUAGAACGCAAGAAAGAUGAAGAACAUGCCAAAAAUGAAUAUGAAUAUGUUAUGAAAGGGAGACGAGAAAUAAAACAUGGUAUUGUGA
Clupea harengus (Atlantic herring) is the source of this 1413-nucleotide messenger RNA. RefSeq names its product SH3 domain binding glutamate-rich protein like (gene sh3bgrl). The record is from RefSeq and is a predicted model, not a curated record. Lineage: Eukaryota; Metazoa; Chordata; Actinopteri; Clupeiformes; Clupeidae. Gene Ontology annotation, cellular component: cytoplasm.